UGUAUUAAGGAGGCCUCGGUGCGCAACUCGCCCUGGUCUUUAGUCAUGCAGGUUCCUCUCCAGCUCCACGGGGAGGAGAUGAAGAGCAGCUGCAGACCAGGAGAGACCCCUCAGAGCUGCCAGACUCCACUUCUUCAGCUGCUUUCCGCCAAGUCCCUUUUCCUCAAAGUGUCUCAUCCCUCCUUAAACCCCUAUACGUCUGGGAAGAGCUUCAGAUGGAGAGGAGGAGCAGCCCCUCCGUGGACCCCCCACCCCCCUUGCACUCCUCAGUGAAACUCCUCAAUAACACCGGUCUGUGUCUAAAGCUCUUCGUCUGUCGCCGCGCUUUGAUUCACUCGAGUCGCGCGCCUCUCUGGAAAAAGCCUUUGAUGAACCAAAUAAAGGGAGUAAAGGGAAACAUUGCGGCGGUAGAGCGGGCGCUCGCUCCCGAGCACUCGGAUGGAACGCGCACUCCGGAGCCGCUUCUGAAGCGAGGGGAAGAGAGGAGGAGCGGCGCGCGAGCCGCACGGGUCCGAAUGGUGCCGAUGGCGGUCGGGCGGCUCGCGGUCGUGGUUCUGCUGGCGGCGCUGCUGUUCGCGUCCCCGCUGGACCGGGCUGUGGGGCUGGAGGCCGGACAGAUGUCUUUCCUCCCACUGGACUUAGACGUUUCACAGCCCGCAGACUUGCGGUCUCGAGCGGUUCUCGCCCGAUCCAAGCGUUACACCAUCAACCCCAUGGGCCAGAAGUGGGAGCAACUCAACCUGACCUACAAGAUCAGCACGUUCCCCGACACGCUGAGCAGAGAGGACACGCGCAGAGCCCUGAGCAUCGCCUUCGCCAAGUGGAGCGCCGUGUCGCCGCUCUCCUUCGCCGAGGUGACGCAGGCCGACGCCAGCGCCGACAUCACCAUCGGCUUCUACGCCUUCAACCACACGGACUGCUGGGGGUCGCCGCUGCACCCCUGCUUCGACGGCCUCAACGGGGAGCUCGCGCACGCCUUCCUGCCCCCCCGCGGGGAGAUCCACUUCGACAACCACGAGUUCUGGGUGCUCGGCAAGACGCGCUUCAGCUGGAAACUGGGUGUGUGGCUCAAUGACCUGGUUCAGGUCGCCGCCCACGAAAUCGGUCACGCCCUGGGUCUGUGGCAUUCCCGAGACCCCGCGGCUCUCAUGCACCCCAACGCCACGUACACGGGACAGCGGGACGUGUCCCGGGACGACGUGUGGGGAAUCCAGCGCCUCUACGGGUGCCUGGACAAGCGGCGGGUCUGUGACCCUUGGGCCCGGCUUGGAUUUUGCGAUCGAAGGCGGAGUUUCAUGAAGAAGCACUGUCCCCGGCGCUGCGACCUCUGCCUGGAUCCUCCGGAAACAGUUCCGACUGCACCCCCAUCCAGUGCCCGAGUUAAGCUUGUGCCCCGGGGCAGGGUGGUGGGGUUCCGCUGCGGGACGAACGUCCGGAGAGCGCCCCCUACAGUGAGCUGGUACAAAGACGGUGAACUGCUGGCCGCCUCCAUCCCUGGCUACAUCGCCAUGAAGGGCCGUGACCUGCGCAUAGUGGCCAACGAGUUUAAUGAAGGCACGUACACCUGUCGUGCGUAUCGUCAUGGCAACGUGGUCUCCUCUAACUCCUGGACCAUCCGCCUGAAGCCAGAGGUUCCUUCCAGUAGCUUGGAGCCUCCAGAUGGUUGACCGCAGCAACCGGAUGAAUAACGUUCGCCUGAUGGACAGUAGGACCCAGUGUUCACGCGCGCGCGUGCGCACACACACAUCAGACGGACAAAUACUUACUGACUUUGCUGUCGGGCCUCAGAUGGAACUAGUGGCUUUAAGGUAACAUGUAGGGUUAGAGCCAAAUUAAAAGACUGAAGACGGUUAAGAGGAAUGUGGCCAUAGGCUGCUGACAAAGGUGAGGUACCAAAUCCCACUUCAAUAAACACACAUGAACUCUUGUUUUUUUUUUCCAGUUCAUACUGUGUGUGUGCAUGUGCACACUGAACCCAUUCCAGACUCUCAGUUCUAAGGGAGAGGUGGGGAGUAAAUACAGGAAAUAUGUCUCAGCAAAGGACAGAGAGACCCUUGAAUGCCACGAUGAGGUUCCUUCCAAAUCCCAAACCGGCCAUCUGGUCACGUGAUGCAGCGUUCGGUGGUGUGUGUGUGUGUGAACUCUGGUACCACAACAGGGGCCUGAAGCCGACGGUGGUUUCUGAGAGACUCCACGCUGCACUGCAGAGAGAGAACAGGUCGUUCAUGACACAUAUACGUUAUGAUUUCUCCAACCCCCAGUUAUUAGCACGCUGUAUUCCAGUACAAACGUACCCUGACUUUUGGUGUACUUCAUUAUUGAAAAUUUGGUUAUAAUGUCUGAUGAACUCUGAUUUUGCAUGGGGAAAGAUAAAUGCUUCACGAGUUCUUUAUAAUUGAGAACCAAAUCUUUAAAUCCAGGCUUAAGACUCACAUGUUUAAAAUCACGUUUAUGUAGCAUAUUUGCAUGCUCCUCUUUAAAAUACCCCUUCCCCCCUCUCAUUUAUCUUACUUUAUUUUGUUGUUUUAUUCUGUCAUUGUAAUUUCUUUUAUCCUGAUAUUUAUUGUGAAUUUCUUUGCUUUGGAUUGUAAUCCGCUACCAUAUAUCUUUCUUUAUUGGGAAUUGCUCUAUAAAGUUAAGGUUACUUAGAACAUUACCUAAGGAGGCAACUCUUGUAAUUACUGUCAUAACCCCUCAUCGCUGAGCUAUUUAUAAAGCAUCUUU
Scleropages formosus (Asian bonytongue) is the source of this 2724-nucleotide messenger RNA. It is a transcript of the gene mmp23bb, whose product is annotated as matrix metallopeptidase 23bb. The record is from RefSeq and is a predicted model, not a curated record. The coding region runs from base 216 to 1667 and encodes 483 amino acids. NCBI's taxonomy places the organism in Eukaryota, Metazoa, Chordata, Actinopteri, Osteoglossiformes, Osteoglossidae. The transcript has 8 exons. Gene Ontology annotation, biological process: proteolysis; extracellular matrix organization; collagen catabolic process. Gene Ontology annotation, cellular component: extracellular matrix. Gene Ontology annotation, molecular function: metalloendopeptidase activity; zinc ion binding.